Rhinocladiella mackenziei CBS 650.93 is the source of this 786-nucleotide messenger RNA. RefSeq lists its product as uncharacterized. Bases 1 to 786 code for a protein of 261 amino acids. NCBI's taxonomy places the organism in Eukaryota, Fungi, Ascomycota, Eurotiomycetes, Chaetothyriales, Herpotrichiellaceae. The transcript has a single exon. The record is from RefSeq and is a predicted model, not a curated record.
AUGUUUCCCCCUCCUUCCCGCCUCACAAAUCGACUGAUCAAGGGCAUUCGCUUCAGUCGAUUCGCCGCUAAUUACACGUCCGAGCAAUGGCAAAAGGAUCUCGUCAACAAAGUCACCGCCUUUAUCCAAACGCAUAUCAACUGGAUCGGCGUCAACUUCAUCGACCCCACCACAACCUUUGAAACCUCUUCACCCGCGAAUGUUAAAGGAGCAGUGCGCGUGCUCGACUACGCCUGCGGCCCUGGCACCGUGACACGUGCCCUCGGCAGCCGCGCGACAGAGUACGUCGGCAUGGACCUGAGCGAGAACAUGGUGCAGGCAUAUAACCUGCGCUUCAACCCAGCAGCGGCCACUUCCUCAACCGGCGAAGAGAGAGAGGACGAAACCCUCAACGCUCACGCCGUCGUCGGCAACCUGAUCGCCGAGCAAGAACCUCCAGCCUCACUCUCGACAGAAGAGUACCGCAACUUCGACCUUGUCGUCGUAGGCCUGGGUUUCCACCAUUUCGCGAAUAUCCCACUCGCCACACAACGGCUGGUCGACCGCCUUCGUCCCGGUGGGAUCUUCAUGAUCAUCGACUUUGUCACGCAUCCUGCCGAGCCGGACGUGGCGAAGCACCCUUCUGCCCACACCGUGGCGCACAAUGGGUUCAGCGAGAAGGAAAUGAAGCGCAUCUUCGAAGGAGCCGGAUUGGUGGAUUUCGGACACGUUGCGAUGGGCGAGGAGGUCACGCUGAGGGGCACGAUGAAGAGGGAACCCUUCAUCGCAAGAGGACGGAAGGAAUGA